CUCACAUUUGCUCGCUGAUCUCUUUCUCAUCUCAUCGGAUUCAACCAUGGCGGCCGAGACGGAGACCUUCUCUUUCCAGGCGGAGAUCAACCAGCUUCUCAGCCUCAUCAUCAACACUUUCUACUCCAACAAGGAGAUCUUUCUUCGCGAGCUCAUCAGCAACUCCUCUGAUGCACUGGACAAGAUCCGGUUCGAGAGCCUGACGGAUAAGAGCAAGCUCGACGCUCAGCCGGAGCUCUUCAUCCAUAUCGUGCCCGACAAGGCCACGAACACCUUGUCCAUCAUCGACAGCGGUAUCGGCAUGACGAAGUCUGAUCUCGUCAACAAUCUCGGUACCAUUGCUCGGUCUGGCACCAAGGAGUUCAUGGAGGCUCUCACUGCUGGGGCUGACGUCAGCAUGAUAGGCCAAUUCGGUGUUGGGUUCUAUUCGGCGUAUCUGGUGGCUGAGCGCGUGGUGGUCACCACCAAGCACAACGACGACGAGCAGUACGUUUGGGAGUCGCAGGCUGGUGGUUCGUUUACGGUUAGACGGGAUACCUCAGGGGAGAGCCUCGGAAGAGGCACAAAGAUGACUCUUUUCCUCAAGGAGGACCAGUUGGAGUAUCUCGAGGAACGGCGCCUGAAAGAUUUGGUCAAGAAGCACUCCGAGUUCAUCAGCUAUCCCAUCUCCCUGUGGACCGAGAAGACCACAGAGAAGGAAAUCUCAGACGACGAGGAUGAAGAAGACAAGAAAGACACCGAGGAAGGUAAGGUGGAGGAAGUCGACGAGAAGGAAGAGCAAGAGAAGAAGAAAAAGAAGAUCAAGGAGGUGUCCCAUGAAUGGUCCUUGGUCAACAAGCAGAAGCCGAUUUGGAUGAGGAAGCCCGAAGAGAUCACAAAGGAAGAGUACGCUGCCUUCUACAAGAGUCUCACCAACGACUGGGAAGAGCAUCUCGCCGUGAAACACUUCUCCGUGGAAGGCCAGCUUGAGUUCAAGGCCGUCCUGUUCCUGCCAAAGAAGGCUCCUUUCGAUCUAUUCGACACGAAGAAGAAGCACAACAACAUCAAGCUCUACGUUCGCCGCGUCUUCAUCAUGGAUAACUGCGAAGAACUGAUCCCCGACUACCUGAGCUUCGUCAAGGGGAUCGUGGAUUCCGAAGACCUCCCACUCAACAUCUCCAGAGAGACGCUCCAGCAGAACAAGAUCCUCAAGGUCAUCCGCAAGAACCUGGUCAAGAAAUGCAUCGAGCUCUUCUUCGAGAUCGCCGAUAACAAGGAGGACUACGACAAGUUCUACGAGGCAUUCUCGAAGAACCUCAAGCUCGGAAUCCAUGAGGACUCGCAAAAUAGGUCUAAGAUCGCCGAACUACUGAGGUUCCACUCCACCAAGAGCGGGGACGAGAUGACGAGCCUCAAGGACUACGUUACGAGAAUGAAAGAAGGCCAGAACGACAUCUACUACAUCACCGGCGAGAGCAAAAAGGCAGUGGAGAACUCUCCCUUCCUCGAGAAGCUAAAGAAGAAGGGCUACGAGGUGCUCUUCAUGGUGGAUGCGAUCGACGAAUACGCCGUCGGUCAGCUGAAGGAAUUCGAGGGGAAGAAGCUGGUGUCCGCCACCAAGGAAGGGCUGAAGCUGGAGGAGAGCGAGGAGGAGAAGAAGAAGAAGGAAACCCUGAAGGAGAAGUUCGAGGGGCUGUGCAAGGUCAUCAAGGAGGUGCUGGGCGACAAGGUGGAGAAGGUGGUCGUGUCGGAGCGUGUGGUCGACUCGCCCUGCUGCUUAGUCACCGGCGAGUACGGGUGGACGGCGAACAUGGAGAGGAUCAUGAAGGCGCAGGCCCUCAAAGAUUCGAGCAUGUCGGGGUACAUGUCGAGCAAGAAGACGAUGGAGAUCAACCCGGAGAAUCCGAUCAUGGAGGAGCUGAGGAAGAGGGCGGACGCCGACAAGAACGACAAGUCGGUGAAAGAUCUGACGCUGUUGCUGUACGAGACGGCGCUGCUCACCUCGGGCUUCAGCCUCGACGACCCCAACACGUUCGGCAGCCGGAUCCACCGCAUGCUCAAGUUGGGCCUGAGCAUCGACGAGGAUGACAAGGGGGGAGAAGACUCCGACAUGCCUGCGCUCGAGGAAGGUGGCGAUGAGGAGAGCAAGAUGGAGGAAGUCGACUAAGCUUUGCUCUGUGAUGGGUUUUUUGGGUUGCCUGACAACUUUUGGAAUCGUCGAACUAGAUUUAAACUCCAAGAGGUCGAGUUAAAAGUAAUUUUCGUUUAAAAUGCUGUUAAAACUUUGAUGUUAUUCUUAUCAGAUUGACAAUCUCUAUUAAGUAUCGAAAAUAUUACUUA
This is a messenger RNA of Zingiber officinale, 2319 nucleotides long. Its product is annotated as heat shock protein 81-1-like. The transcript is spliced from 3 exons. Gene Ontology annotation, cellular component: perinuclear region of cytoplasm; cytosol; plasma membrane. NCBI's taxonomy places the organism in Eukaryota, Viridiplantae, Streptophyta, Magnoliopsida, Zingiberales, Zingiberaceae. Gene Ontology annotation, molecular function: ATP hydrolysis activity; ATP-dependent protein folding chaperone; ATP binding. The coding region runs from base 47 to 2146 and encodes 699 amino acids. The record is from RefSeq and is a predicted model, not a curated record. Gene Ontology annotation, biological process: protein stabilization; protein folding; cellular response to heat.